AUGGAGCGGACGAGGUCUCGCUCUCCUCAAUCCCAGACGGCAUCGUCAUCUCCGGCUUCGACGACAGUCACUACGCCGGACCAAUCUCCCGGCGCGGACGAAGACAUCUGGGACACAUCGUCGGACCACGGUCACGGCGACGGUCACGGUCAGCCUCACCAUGCCAUCUCCGACACCACCACACAAGGCCAACCGUCCGCGACCAGGCCACAGCAGAUACUGAGUGACCUCCCCCAACUGCGACGCCAGCACAUGACGGACGGGUACCGCGAAGGCCUCUCCGUGGGCAAGGCGGCCGUGAUGCAGGACGGGUUCGACUCUGGGUAUCCUCUCGGCGUGGAGAUUGGACUGCGUGUCGGUGCCGUGUUUGGCGUGCUGGAAGGUGUUUUGGAAGGCUUGAAGAAAACGUCGUCGGAGAUGGAGAGGUCCGGGCCUUCGAGACAGUCGGGCCCAGGGUUAAGAGGACCAGCAGCAUUGCUUCGUGGUGAGAAUGCCUCCCGUGGUGCCAAUGCCGGUGCCGGUGCCGGUGCCGGUGCCAGCGCCAGCACCCCCCUGUCGGGUCGGGGCGGUCCUACACCCAACAACUCCAACCAUACAACCAACCUCGAAGGGCUUGUGGGUGUAAAUAAUGAUGAGAAUGUCUUCGCAGGAACGAUGGUCGCAGGCAAUACCUCCCCGAGCGUGUCCCGGGCGGAGGAAUCGCCAGAUGUCAAAGCCGUCGAAAAGCUCUACGAGGAAGCGAAAACCGAACUCAAGAUCUCCGAGUUGAUGAAGAAUCUCGACGACUCAAUGAUCGACCGGAUGGGCCGCCUCAGUGUCGAUGUCGAUGUCGAUGUCGAUGUCGAUGUUGAUACUAAUGGUGAUGACGACAAAGCGACAGCGAGAGAGAUGCGAGGCUUGCCCCAAGAGAUCGAACAAGUUAUUUCUCGAUGGGAGGAUGUCGUGUUGAAAAGUCUAGCCGCGAGACUUUGA
This is a messenger RNA of Exophiala spinifera, 972 nucleotides long. RefSeq lists its product as uncharacterized. Lineage: Eukaryota; Fungi; Ascomycota; Eurotiomycetes; Chaetothyriales; Herpotrichiellaceae. Bases 1 to 972 code for a protein of 323 amino acids. The transcript has a single exon. The record is from RefSeq and is a predicted model, not a curated record.